Messenger RNA from Porites lobata, 15993 nucleotides. The record is from the annotation of a GenBank genome assembly. Lineage: Eukaryota; Metazoa; Cnidaria; Anthozoa; Scleractinia; Poritidae.
AUGGAAUUUCGUGGAACUUUUCCAUUGAAUUCCAUUCAAAUUGAUGUCGUUAUCCCUCAUGGAAUGCCAUGGAAAUCGAUGGAAUUCCAUGGAGGUAUUUCUUACGGUAUGUACCAGGGGCACCCAACGACAAUUUUCGGAAAAUAUCUGCUCGGAAGACGAUUUGAUAUCUAGAAUUUUCGGAACAUUUUUUGUAAAAUUUCUUGCUUGCCUGCCUCUCCUAGGAUUUUCGAAAAUCUAAAAAAUGAUUUAAUUGCCUAUUUUUAACGGAUUUUUACCCUAAAAAGGUCACCUAGAAUUUUCGGGAGCCUUUUCUCUGGCUGGAAUUUUCGAACAGGUAAGUUUUGAUCCCUAUAAUUUUCGGAUCAUUAGACUUUAAGCUAGGAGGUCCGAAUUUGCAUAGAGAGUUGCGUACGGUCGUACUUUCUUUACUCCGCGAUAAUUGCUUUAAUUUCUUAGUGAAUCUUGUUUUCCACUCAAUUUUUGUUAUUGCUAUUUGCCAUUUACGACUCUAACUAAAUUAACUAUGCCUGAAACUCGUACCACGAAGGCUGCUAGAACUCAAGGAGCUGAUUCCGCGGGAUCUGAACUUGUCACAAUGGCGACACUGGGGGAGAGGUUGAAAGUGCAAGAAAGAAUGUUUAAGAAUUUAUUCGACUCACUGUUGGCCAACGUAAACGCACGGCUAGAUUCCGUCAUCGGCCAAGUGGCAGAAAUCAAAGCUAGACUAGAUAUUUACGAGAAAGACACUAGCGAAUUGAAGGUGAGCCUUAAGUUCUCCCAGAAAGAUAUCAAGGACUUGAUACCAUGCUCAUCCCGACUGCAUGAGGUCGAAGAAGAGAUUGAAAAGAUGUGCGGUUCCCUCGAUUACCACACUGAUAAGAUCGAAUAUCUGGAGAACCAAAGUAGAAGGAGUAAUAUUCGAAUAGACGGCAUUCGAGAGCAAGAAGCAGAAACCUGGGACAACACCGAAACCAAAGUAAAUAAAGGAGAUACUCAAAGAGAAGCUUAACCUCGAUGAAGAACCGGAUAUCGAGCGGGCUUAUCGAGUCGGCAGAAGAGCAAAUGCUACAACCGGCUCCGUAGAGACGUCCAAGGACCAUCGUUUGUCGCCUCCGCGAUUGGAAGCAAAGAGAACAGAUCAUCAGAAGUGCAAGGAGAAUCAAGCCCCCUGGAAUUUUUUCUCAAUGAAGACCUGGCACAAGAAACCCUUGACAAGAGGGAAGAGCAGCGUCCUAAGUUUGAAGAAGCGAGAAGAAACGGGAAAAUAGCCUAUUUCGUUUUAGACAGGCUGCUUAUUAAAGACAGAAUUGAGCGUCCCAGUUAAGUAGCUGUGUAGUUUUGUGCUUUAGCUUUCUAUAAUAUUUAUAGUACGUAUUUAUAUAUUUAUUAUUUAUUAGCCAUGGCUUCGAUUCCUGAUCACACUUAACCUUUUAAUGCUUUAGACGAUUAUAAUGAUUUUAAUGAUCCUGAAAGACUUUCCAGCCUAAAUUACGAUCCUUUAUUUUCAAGUUGAGGUAAAGGAGACAAAUUUUCUAGGCGUAAUUUUGGAUGAAAACCUAACUUGGAAGUCGGAAAUGUCACACUUUGCAAGUAAAUUGCGAAGUCAAUCGGUAUAAAAUCUAGAUGCAGCUUCUUUCUUCCUAAAUCGUCUUUACGUAUGCUCUACUAUUCCUUAAUUUAUCCUUAUUUUUACUACUGCAAUAUCGUUUGGGCUUCGACCUAUAAACCAAUCUCCGCCGCCUUGUUAUCCUGCAAAAGCGCGUUAUUAGAAUUAUUAAUAAAUCACAUUUCAAUGCUCAUACUGAACCCAUCUUUAAGGACCUCGGUAUACUAAAAUUUAAUGAUAUCCAUUUGCUUCAACUGCGCCAAUUUAUGUAUUCUUGCAAAAAUUCAUUCUUACCUCCAAAGUUUAAUAACAAUUUCUCUCAAAGCAAUCAAUUCCACUCUUACAAUACAAGAAAUUCCCAGGCCUAUCGUCUACCGUAUUGUCGUACAAACACGAAGAAGUUCUCGCCCUUUUUUCAAGGGCCUAAGUUUUUUAAUUCACUUGACAACAAGAUCAUCAACUCUCAAUCCCUCUCCUCUUUUAAGAAAAAACUGAAGAUUAAAUUAUUGAGUAAGUAUGAAAACAGAUCAGUCUUUCCAUCUUCCACUUUUCGCCUUCUUUUCUUCAAUUGAUCUGAAACAGCUCUAGCUCAUAGUUCGAGGAGGCCUAACCUCUCAUAAGCUCCUAUAGUUUCUGUUAGGUCUCCUCGCCACUUCUUUUUUUCUUCUUUUCCUAUAUUUUUUGUAAUUAUUGUGUGGCAAAUAAAAUAAAAUAAAACAGAUGAGAAAUAUUUAGGGGAUAAGAAUAUGCCUAUAUCUACCGUUUAAAUACUAAAAUAUGUUUAACAAUGCUAUAUUUAAGUGGUUUUGAAUUAUAAUUCUCGUUGGGUGCCCCUGAUGUGCCAAGUUAUUUAAAGGGGCUAUGUCACGCUAUUUUCUACCUUUUUAAAAAGCUAAAGCGUGUUUUCGAAUCAAUUGAAUUCCAAGAAUAAGACUAUAUUUAGGCAUUAAAACCGUUUCCUGUCGUCUGUUAAUAUGGAUGGCAAGGAUGAUUGAAACUUGAAAAAAUGGCCAGCCUUUUCAAUGCAAAAAAUGACCGAAAAAUAAUUAUGGCUGGUGCUGUCUGAUAAAUUUUGUUUGAGACCUUCUCCAUAAAUCUAAAGGAGCAUUUUGUAUAAGUGUAUAGGCACUAAGUAAUGACUGCAGCACGUAAUAUUUCUAAAAACAGCGAUAUCCUCGAGACAAACCCCCUUUAACACCAGGAUAAAUUGACUACUAUAUGAUUAAAACGCCCGAUCACUGUUGUGGGAAGUCAAAUCUCUUUCUUUUUUCCACGAGCUUGACGUGGCGAGUGUUUCACCUUUUCCAAAACGAAACGUGUUAUUAUUCUCUUGUCUUAAAGCGUCAGCGUGUCCAAGUAUGGCAAUCCUGACAGGGACUUCAGGCAUCAUCACAAGUCCUUCUUACCCGGGAAAUUAUGGUAAUAACCACAAUUGCAAAUGGAAAAUCAUGGCAAGUACAGGAAAUCGCGUCAAGUUGGUCAUUCAAGACAUGGACAUAGAAAGUUGGACUAACUGUCCCUUCGACUAUAUACAAAUUCAAAAUGCUGUCAUAUAUAGUAGUGGUGUGCUUCCUGGGCGUUUAUGUGGUUCACUCACCAGCAAUUCGACUUUUUCUUCUUUCAACGAAACCUUGAUUGUACGUUUUGUUACUGAUAGUUCUGUAACAGCCCGUGGAUUUAUAGCAAGAUACACUGUUAUUCCUGGUAAGUAGAAAGAAUUAUGUUUUGCAGUGCUUUGCGCUUUAUCCAGUAUAGUAUGUUGCGCGGUAUAUGGGCACAAUCGCUUGUAAACACUAGAAAUUUUUGUUUGAGCAUAGACGAUUUCUGAAUUUUGUCCUGAAAGAUAGUCCUUUACAUUUCUCUUAAAAGGUUUCCACUUUGCUCAAUUAAGCAUAUGUAAAAUCAGGGGCAUACCCAGCCAUUUUUUCCAUUUAAGCCUGAUUUGAAGAGGUCUUGAGAAAGCGAGGGAGGAGAGAUUCAUUCAUUCAUUCAGUCGUUCGUUCGUUCGUUCGUCCCUCCCUCCCUCCCUUCCUCCAUCCAUUCAUUCAGAGAGUUGUAAAACUUUGGAACUUGAAUGUAAACGGUGCUGGUAUUGGUUCUGCAUGGCGAUAAAAAAGAGAGAGAUUGAGCACUCUUAGUAUUAUGCAUUUGAUUGCUCAUUGAAAAAACGUUAUUGAAUUUUGAAAAGAGUGAAAACAUAAAAUGGCCUAAUUAAAACAAGUGGAUUUCUUGAAAUUUCAAGUCCUUUUGCUUCUUGAAGAUCGGGUCAGUAUGGGCUUCGUACCUAGAUUUAUAUUUUCUUAUUUAUUGCCUAUGAUGUGUUGAGGACUUAGUAGAAAGCAAAGUUAUCGCCUAGCCCAUAAACAGUUUUCAGAGGGAACAUGAAGAACAGCGGGUCAUCUUUGCUCAAAAAUGUUGUGUCAAAAGAGUAAUUAGCAGUGAUUCGUCAACGAACGGGUUCUUUUAGUUAAAAAAAAAAAAUAACCGUGUCACAGUCACACCUUGAUAAACAGUUUUGGAAUUCUUUAUAAAGAACUCUGUUACACUCAAGUGCAUCUGCUAAGGUCAAUAGGGACGUAAGUGUCUCUUUAGCACUUCAUGUCUCGCUUGUGUGUGCUAGAACUAGGGAUUCCAUCAAUAUCGACGAUCGUGCGUAUAUAUUAUUAUAUCUCAGAAAAACGAGUUCUCAAAACGAGUACUCAGAGAGUAAAAUGGCAACUUUCUCAGGUCUUUGUAAGGUCUUCAGCUGUUUCGUCCUUUGUAUCUUCUGAGGAAGAGAUUCUAAUUUGUCACAGAAGAGGGAUAAGAGGCAGCCCGGUUCAGUUUAGAUUUAGCGAGAAUACGGCUCUUCCGACUAUGAAAUUUGAGUUACUCUGUUUGCAAAAUAGAAUUGCAGAGCGAAGCUAGUUCUUAAAGGGACACAGUCAGCUGAUGCAGAUGCGCAUUAGACGCCAUUUCAUAGCUGAUCUGCAUGAAACAGAAGUGAGAAGCGUAUCCGGAAUACUCUAAGCAAACCUUGUAGAGUUGAACUAGUUGCAAGCCGAAAGCGUGAUUAUAGACCCUAAGCCAUAUCAGAGCACUCAUUUUUUUAUAUAUAUACCAUUGAGAAUUCACCGAUGGAUUUGUCCAGACAUCGACGAAUACUUUCGAACGUUAGUAGAGGUGAGAAAUUACGCGAAGUCUGAAUCAUUGUCGAAGGUUCAAGGCCUAGAAAGAUUGAUUCUCCACGUACACGUAGCUACUUACAUCGAUUUUCCAAAUAUAUAAAAUGAUUAUUUGCUCGCCAGUGUAUUUGAUUCAUUUCUCUUGUUAUUUUGGUAAACGAAGGCGAUUCCUCCCGCCCGGCGCCUACGCGUGUUCGUGUUCCUUUGGAUACCGUUUUUAACCAAAUAUGAUACAAUAUUGUAAAAGGAGGAGUAAAAAAAGAGGUUUCAGUAAAAGAUCGAGGAUCUAAUAAAACAGGAGCGGAUUUCUAGAUGUAUCCGACGCGUACAUUUAAUUUCAGGUUGAGAUAAACGCUUUUCAAACUUGCAAAACUAGUGUCCAGGUCAGCGCGGUCCCAUAGCUGACUGUGUCCCUUUAAAUCGAUUUUUAAGUAAAGCAAACUAAAGUAACGAACCAUUUAAAUGGAAUGUUUCGUUCGAAAUUGCGUUUUACAUCGAUCAAUGCAGAGUAAACAUAGUUACCUAGAGCAUGAAAUGAAAUAUUUUUUUAAGGCAUUGGCUAAGGAGCCAAAAAAAGUGGUGGCCUUGUGAACACACCCGUUUUUUCAAGUACCCAAGCUGGAAUUCGGGCACGCUGCCGGUGCCCGAGUACAAUUAAGGACGAGCUCGGGUAAAAAUUAGGUACCGGUAAAAAGAUUGUAACUUGACAUUUCUUUACCCACGGAGCAUUUACGAGUUCUCAAGAAGUCGUCGAAAUGUGUCCGUGCGUUCCAGAUCGAAAUGGAAUUUGGAAGUGUUUAUUUUUGAGGAGAGCGAAAACUGAAAUACACGCAGAAAAACCUCUCGGAGCAAGGACGAGAACCAACAACAAACUCAACCAACAUACAUGUAUGGUGUCGGCGCCAGGAUUCGAACCCGGACCACAUUGGUAGGAGGCGAGUGCUCUCACCACUGCGCCACUCCGCAUUUUUGUUAGUUCUGGGGCAGUCCACUGCUUUGUAGCCGCUGCUACUUAAAAGUCAUUAAAACAUAUUUGCCUGACUCUUAAAAAAAAUGACAGAAGUGAAACGAACAUUGCAAACAAAUUAGUCACUCUGACGUCAUUUGUCCCUCUGUAGCAGACCCAGUGAAAAUCUGCCCAGUGGCUCGAUCCAGUCUGUCCAGUGAUAAUUUAUCCUCCCGGAUACCUGGAGAAUAGUUUUUUUACUCGAAUACAAUGAUUUUUUGCUUUCCCGUUCACUUUCUAUUGUGGCUCAUACAAAAUCCGAGUGUAUUUCGUUAUUCAUAUUCGUUUGAAAGAAGCAAAAAUAUAAAACAUAAUCACCAUUGACAAAAUCAGGUUUUCAAGGGUUUCAUACCGGUAGAGAUGUAAGGCCUGUUACUCAUUUUAGCUUUUAUGAGAGAUACACAACUAAGAAGAAAAACCCAGUGCAAAAUAGACAAGCCCGGUGACGUUUUCUCCGGUAAACCAGUGAAGAUAUAGAUUUCACUGGUCAUGUUAAAGAAUGAUGUUCAUGAUCAUUAGCCGAUAUAAUGGCGAUCAUUAUAACCCCUUUCUGUUUAUAUGGAACCGAAGAGAAUUUUUGUUUCUAAUAACAUGUUAAGCAUCAAAAGUUAGCCUGUCAAGAGAGUAAAGUUUGUGAGUUUUUGUUUUAAACAUUGAUUUUCUGACUUCCAUUUGCAGUUGUCAACUCUGAAGCAUGUUCCUUUGCUGUUAACGGAUCCAGUGGGUUCAUCAGCUUUAGCAGUGCAACCGACAAAUUCACGCGUUGCACGUGGAUCAUCACAGCACCAUCCAACCACACCGUCAAACUAACGACAUUUCGUCUAUUUGGUUCUCCCUAUGAUAAACCAGAGAUCCAAGUUUACGACGGAAAAAGGAAAAAUGAUACCGUACUGGGAGUUUUUACUAUUAUACAGCCCUUUAUCAUACAAACAAGUGGUCGAUUCAUGAUGUUGACUUUAAAAAAGAAGUAUUGGUCUACCCCUUGUAUCUUAAAAGGAGCAUAUGACACGAGUUCAAGAAAAGGUUAGCGAUAUUAAGUUAUCAAAACAACAGAAUAUGAACUGCAUAAGAAUGCUAAUUAGCUCCUCACUAAAAUAUAUUCUUGGGGGGCGCAACCGAUUCGGAGUAAUGGAUGCGUCUUAAAGGCUUUGAAAGUUUUUCAAUUGAUCCGUGAGUAAAUUAAUACAACUGUAUUCUAAAUGGUCUACUAAUUGAGAGCCUAACACGGUUCUGUACUACACUAAUUAUCUCUAAGCGCAAAGAGCAAAGAUUUUAGAAAUGUCAUGAAUUACCGUAAUUUACGAAAAAUAGUUUGAAUUCAAUGCUGCGGUGGCUCAUAAGGACUAAACACUUCCCAGAUUCCAAAACACUUCCCAGAAUCCAAAACACGUCCCAGAAUCCAAAACACGUCCCAGAAUCCAAAACACUUCCCAGAAUCCAAAACACGUCCCAGAAUCCACAAACACUUCCCAGAAUCCAAAACACUUCCCAGAAUCCAAAACCACAUCCCAGAAUCUAAAGCAGGUCCCAGGAUCCAAAAACACAUCCCAGAAUCUGGAUUCUGGAAAGUGUUUUUGAAUUCUGGGAAGUGUUUUGGAUUCUGGGAAGUGUUUUUGGAUUCUGGGAAGUGUUUUGGAUUCUGGGAAGUGUUUUGGCCUUACAAGCCACCGUACAAUGCGAUUGCAUAAGCGAAAACUACCUUGAAAAUAGUGAACUAAACCGUUGUACUGUGAAAAGAAUUUGAAAUCCCGACUUUACAUUCGGUUAUUGAAGUUCGUGUUUUUGUCCGAUGUUGAGUUCAGGUCAUUUUGCGUAAAAUUUAGUGGUCUUAAGGUCGAGCAACAAAAAAAAAACAUGCAACUUGGUUUGCAACAUUGCUGCAAAACGAGUUGCGAGGCCAUGUUCCGCGUUUUACCACCCACAUCAAACCAGUCCUGCAACAAAUCAGGUUGUUAACGGGUUUGGACGACAGUGGUAAAACGCACAACAUCGCUUUUCAACUCGUUUUGCAGUAAUGUUGCAUAACAAGUUGGAUGUUUUUUGUUGCCCGUUUUACCGAAGCUUUAUAAGCGAACUAAGACUCCUCGAAAAAUCAUAUUAAAGUCAGCGAAUAUUCAACGUACAGAUUUAUAUUUGGUCUCUUUAAAGCUUAGGAAGUCUACUUUUCAGGAAAAAAAACAAAGAUUUAUGGUGCGCCGAUGAAGCCUUCCGAAUCAUUUUGCUUCAAAGACGCAAUAAAUUUUGCGGCGUUAUUAUUUUAUCUAAGCGGCAAGCAAUAGGAAUUCCAGAGGGCAAAUGCGACAGCUAUACACGUAUGAUGCAAAUGAUGUAAAUGAAUCCACCCAACGAUUGGUUGAAGACGGGAAGAGCACGGGACUCACAAACACGCAAGCGGCUCGUGGAUUCUCUGUUCUGUAUCACGUGUUCGCUCGAAAACAAUGCAUUCUCUUAUCUGCAUUGCGUCAUAAAAGUUACCUUAAUCAACUAUAUGUUACAGUCGAACCUCUCUAAUACGGACACCGAAGGGACAGAGCGAAGUGUCCGUAUUAGAGAGGUGUCCGUAUAAAAGAGGUCAUUAUGAUGACGUCACUUCUUUGACUCCACUUACAGUUUUAAGAGUUCAGUAGCUGAAACCAGGCUUACACUCGCCUUUAAACUGCGUUUAAGUCUAUUAAUUCACUGUACAAAAACACUUUCAGUAGCAGACAACAUUGUACAUAUCAGCUACAUACGUACAUUCGUAGACAAAUCACUGUUUUAAGAUGAAACGAGCUACAGCGCAAUGCUGCAUGUAAAAAGUUUUAACGUAAAGCACAAUUCUGAAAGUGUCUUUCGCUAUUUUGCAAGUGCAGUUAACAGUAACUGGAGUACAAAAUGUAAUAGAAAAGAUCUAUACGCUAUCUGUAGUUAUUCAAGCUUUUAAAAAGUCGGUUAUGUUCAUCUGUACACAUUUUGCAAAUUAAUUGUUUGGUAUACAGCGACUGGGCAGACAUCAGCCAGACUAGACGGGAUUUACCCUGUGCAAAUUCACCUGACUCUCCGUAAUAGAGAGGUUACGUUUAUGUGAAUUUACUCUCUGGGGCCGAGAUUUAGUGUCCGUUGUCCGUUUUAGAGAGAUUCCGUAUUAUAGAGGGUUUUUUUAAGAAAAUAUAUGAGAAUUUUGUCGGGACAUUGAAAACUGUCUGUAAUAUAUAGGUGUCCGUCUUAGAGAGGUGCCCGUACCGAGAGGUUCGACUGUACAUGGAUUCGAGAUUCAUUCUGCCUUUUGGAUGUUCGCGUACGGCUUUAAAAGGCUGCCGACUGCCGCCUAGCAGCCUCGAGAAGACACGAGGCUGCUCGUUGGCAAUAAUUGGGAAAGCCUAGGGAAAAAAAGUUAAACGGCGAAAUAUUUUACAGAAUUGUCAUCGACGAAUGAAUAAAUCAAUAAAUAAGUAAGAAGAUAAACAUUCUAAGGAAACAUUUAAUGGAAUUAAACAUGGUGACCUAGUUUUCUGUCAAGUCUAAACUACUCCUUUAAUUUUAUACAUUUUAUUUUACUUAACCUCAUUGAGGCUUUUCAAACACAAUAAUUGAAAUUUAAUUACAUAAAAAGAUAAUUCAUUAUAAUGGAAAAGCUACUUUGAGGACACUAAAAUAUUUACAAUAAUAUUAUAUCAGAAGUAUGGCCUAUUUAAAUUAAUUUAAAAACUAACUUCAAAACUCUGAGAAAAAUAUUUGCACUAAAAUUUAAUUGACUUGAUAAAAUACUUAUCUAUAUCCUUGACGUGUUACGCUUCAGAUCGAACUUGAAAGUAGACACUGACUCAUGAGUUUUAAGAUAGCUAUCCAUGGAGUUCCAGAUACUGACUAUUCUAUUAUAAAACGUCCUCUGACCACUAACAGUCUUGAAAAGUCGAAUGUUCGGUAUCUUUAAACUUCUCGUGGCACGCCCGCUUAUUUCUCCUCGCUUAAUGAACUGGAAGGAAAGGUUUUCCGGCACGCGGGAAGUUAGGCAUUUAAAGGCCAAAAUAGCGUUUUAAAAGUAUAAGUGAGUUGCUACUAGUAGCCAUUUAUGCUCUUCUAAAACUGGUGUGAUGUGAUCAUAUUUGCGCGUACGUACUGGUCGCAAUUGGAGCAGCAAAGUUCUGAAUAUUUUUUAACUUACUGAUACCAUUUUUGCCCAAUACGUUCGAACAAUAAAAACGUUUACUAAAAACUAAAGCAUUUAUGAUAUACAGGCCCAGAACAACCUUAUAACUAUAAACCUUACUAAAGGGUAACGUUGAAAAACAUCUCCCCACUAUUACUUUGGAUAUCAAACAGGAAGUAUUUCUCAAGCUUUCAGACGUUUAGUUUCAUAGUAAUGCUACAAACUGGGACAAGCAAAUCGACUUUCUUCUCGGCAAAACAGGAAGGCGUAUGGACAUAUUAUGAGUGUGCACGAAGUAUGGCUAUAGUCUGGACUCUUUACAACACCUCUUCCAUAGUCUGAUUAUACCUCUUUUUACUUAUGGCAUUUCAGUAUGGGGUGUUGCAAGUUAUGAAAGGUAUCUUUCUAAAAUUGAUAAGUUUCAGAAGAGAACAGUUCGUUUUGGCUUUCUUAAGGAGGCCACGCUCAUUUUAAGAGCGUCUGUCCGUAAAAAUCAAACAUAUCGCGGCAAGGGAGGAAAAUUCGAUUUCUUUCAUAUUUUAAUGUUAGAUAGGCUAGGGUAUAAUUAUAAUCACUGUAUGUUUUUUUUGGUGAAAUAUCCUUUUAUUUCAGAGAUAAAUGCAAAUAUCCAAAAUCCGUUGAAAUCGCCAUUUGAGGCGAUCAAUUUUUACAUGGGUUUGAAAGCCUCGGGUGCAAAAACCGAUUCCUCUACCGUCUUUUAAACAUCACAGCCUUCUUUUACAACUUCUAAAUAUCUGUUAAAAUGAUUUGAGGAGCUAGUGCUCUGUUCUUUGUAUACAAAAUAAUUUAAUUUCGAAGGCAUACAAUUUACUUCAAUAAAAGUAAUGCGUGAAAAAACAUAAUUUUCACCAUGUGCGAAACCUUCAAAUCGAUUAAGCUGCAGGUGGUUGAAUGUUAGAAGGAUGGUCUAGUGAUUCCUGUAAAAAUUUCUUUGGGAAAAUGAUUACUAGCGACGCGAGAGCUUUACAGAAUCUGUUAAAAAUGCAGAUAUUAACCUUCCGCGUUCAACUUUGAAGUUGCCAGUCGGACAAAAUUUAGUCCCUUCACUCGUCUAAACCCACAGUAGAUUAAAACAAGCAGAUGGGAAACCGUUUUAAAUGUUCAUACCUUAAAAUCUGCUGUAAAAGACGAGUCCAAAGGCCAUUUUAGCCCGAUUAUCGAGACCUUUGAUCUUUGCCUUGUAACGCGCGUGUAAUUGUACACCACGCCAACUGUCAACUUAUUCACAGGACAAAUACAAUUCUUUGAUCCACUUUAGGGGAUUUUCAUUACGACUGCAUCUUUUUCAACAGCUCAGUCAUUUGUUAAACAUUGCUUAGAAUGUAUAGUAUCUGAAAACAUUACCAGAGAUUACAUCUGAUUGCUACAACAGAAUGACCCAAAAAUGCCGGUGCUCAAAUCUUGAAUUGCAGGCAGCCGUUUGUAAGUCACGCAAUCCAAUUUAGGUGGGGUGGAGAAGGGUGAAGUAGCAAACGGCCACAACGAGAACAACAGCAAUAAUUGAGGCUAAGUUCACACUAUGCUAGAUAGCUUUUCGUGCAGACACAAAAAGCUAUCCGGUCAAGUAUGAACACCUAUCCAGUAGGUGAUACUCCUGUUUAGAGAUCGGUGCGUCUCAGCUUUGCUUCACCCUUCUGUUCGUGAACAGAAGCCCUAUUCAGUAUGCUUUCUUUUUGUGCCGGCACAAAAGCUCUCCGGUAUAGAGUGAAUAAAGACAAUCUAUAACUUAAGAUAGUGAUACCCUUAGACACGGUCUUUCCCUGUUAAAAUCCAAAUACUGGUGAUUUUAGUUAUUCACAACUUUGGUUGUCAGCUCCCGGACUUGGUGAUUUUAUUAAAGGGUAUCAGGACCGUUAUCAGUACCACAACCUGCCGAAAGAAGCCGUACUUGAAGCUGUUGAAGAAUUUCGCACAAGGCUGCAGCUGCAAUUCUGUAGAACAAACUCUAACAUAAGCAUGCAGUCAUAGUCUAGGGACGUCUAGCAUUAAGGUCAUUUCGCAACUCUUAAUUCCCUUCAGGGCCGACCAUGGGUUUUGCGUAUACAGUAUACAGAGAAUACUUCAUGGAAAGUGCUGGCGUACGGUAUUUACGCACGAGUUGUUGACGUAUCAGAAAUCGAAAUCGAACGAGUAAGCGCAGCGAACGAGUAAGAUUUCUGAUACAAAAACGAGUGUGUAAAUACCGUACAAAGCACUUUCCAUGUGGUAUUGUGUUUAUUAUAUACAUACUGAGACAUUCAUCAUUUUGGCGGCCUUUUUAUUUUAAACUCAAAAAUGCUAAAAUUUGCCGCUACACACUUACCGCAAAAUGACAACGAAAACGAAGUAUCAGCUUUUUAAUAAAAACGUUUGUUAAAAACAUAAAUGACGGUAAGGAUAUGAGGUAAUCCAAGAACUACAAUUAAUCUUAAUUGUUUGUUCUCAGUGUACAAUUGAAAAUGAGUGAAUUUAAGUAAAAUGGCCGGUUUCAAUAUAAGCUUAAGCUUAAAUGAAAGGCAAAGUAGCUCCGACAAAAAGCACAACAAAAGCUUACGUCUCGUUCUGUUUAUCCCUUUCCGCUGUUGUUUCGCCGGCUGUCUACCGUUUUCUUUAUCGACAAUGAAACAAACGAAACUAUUCCACUCCAUUUCCGAAUUGUUUUCCACUUUUUUAGCGAGAAAAACUCUUUGAAUGAAACUUUACUCGUUGAAUCUGUGCGAAGCGGCGCUGCAAGCUGCAAUAAAAGGUGGGAAUUUUGGCGCGAAACUCACACACCUCUGUGGCUUCUGAUUGGACGUAUCAUCCUCUGAUUGGCUAGAACUAAUUUGCGUACGAAAAUUUACGACAUAGCUUUUUGGUGAGUAUUUCUCAGUAUGUAUAUAAUAAAUUGGGGUAUUUAAUUUCAGGUAUACAACAUUUUUAUGCUUAAAAUUGGGUAUAAAGUAUUCACUCACAAUUAAUUCUGGGUAUAAACCAUACCGUGGUUUUCUUAAUUUUGGUAUUUUACACUAUUUUUAAUAUAGUUUUUGGUAUAUUGCAAGGCAGUUAUUUCGGGGAUUUUUGUAGCGGAGCUCUGCGCGCGCGCGCGCGCGUGGACGGAGCCCCAUAGCUAAGUAAAAGCCAACGAGGCGCGUAGCGCCAAGUUGGCUAUAACUGUCUUAUAUCCAACAAGCGCGAAUGGAAUAAAGGUUUUAUUAAAUUUUUUAAACUCCAAACGUCUGGCUAUUACAACGGAAUUCUAGUAAAUUUCAUUUUAAAUAUUACAAAACGACCGGAUAUUAAUGUAACUUCCGGUAAACCAAGGGAAAAUCACAUGACAAGUGCGCCGUUUGCGAUUUUAGUUGAAUGAAAUUUUGUGAGCGUCACAAAUUCUGCAGAGGGCCCUUUGGUGGAUCUCCUCCCACCCAGUAGAACAACAUUGCUAAGGAAUCGUGAUCACUCCUAUGUACUUCCUGAAAUUAGAACUAAACGUUUUAAAUGCUGUUUUAUAAAUAGGUUUCCUUUUAAUUUUACUAUUAAAUUGUCAGUUGUAAUCCGGAACGUUUGUUUUUGAAAUCAAUGAAGAGCUUAUUUAUUUAUUCAUUUAAUAGCGGAGUGCGUUUGUCAAAAACAUGCUUUGUGCGGAUUAUUUGACUGCAGCAAGACAUACAGAAGGAGAGAGUUUUGGUAAUGUGUUCGUCAUAGAUUAAAUUAGUGUCCAAAAUCACCCCAAGGUCUUUAGUGGUGUGUUCUAGUACGGGUUCUCUUCCCAUGAAAGUGAGGCUGGGAGUGACCAAUCUGGAAUGCAUUGGCCUACUACCAAACACCAUAACUUAAGUUUUGCUUGGAUUCAACAAAUAAGGUUGUUGGAACACCAUUGUCCUAUUCUAUGCAAGUAGUCUCUUAAGUCUGCAAAGGGGUUCACAAUAUCUUUCAUUUUGAAGGAUAUAACCUGCCUAGUGUCGUCUACAUAGCUCUGGACGCUGCAUUUCUCAGGUGCUGAAGGAAGAUCGAUUAGUGUAUAUGCUAAAUAAAAGUGGUCCGAGUAUACUUCCCCGCUAAACGCCGCAGUGAAUGGGUAAGGGCUCUGACAAUAUUGAAAGGAUUCGAACCACUUUUCGUCUUUCAUUAAGGUAGCUACAAAACCACUGGAUAACAGAGUUUGAGGCGCCUACAUCUUGCAUUUUCAACAUUAGAGGUUCGGGGCUGACACGGCCGUCGAAAGCCUUGCUCAUGUCUAAGAACAUUGCCGAAGUCUACAUCUUUUGGUCUAUCGCUAUAAGAAUAGUGUCAGUUGUUUCUAUGACAGAUGUUUCCGUCGAAUGCCGUUUUUGUUUUUGCCUCUUUGGUCUUUGUUAACCUAUCAUUUAAUUGCAAUGUGAAUUGAUUGUGUACGACCCUUUCACAAACUUUUGACGAAAUCGUUAAAAGCGAAAUUAGUCUGUUGUUAUUUGCUAAUUCAUGGUUUUCAGUUUAAGUGAGAGGUCUUACUUUCUUACUUUCCAAGUGGUGGGAAAUUUGCAUGGUUCAAUAGAAGUGUUAAUAAUAGACGUGAUUACUGAAAGAAUUGGUCUUUUAAAACACGAACAGAAAUCUUGUCGAUCCCUAGGACUUUGUUUGAUUGCAUUGAUGAUAUUCUGCGUUCGAUGUCAACACUGCCUAUGGUAUUCAAAUGAAACUGAUCACCCAAAGGGUUUUUUAGUUUUGUCUUAGUUCAAUUUAACAAGGAAUAAAGGUUUUACGCAUGUAGCUUAAUAUUUAUUGACAUAAAGAGAGUUACAUAACGAUAUGAACGCGUACAGAGCCGUAAAUCUCCUGUGAAAUAUUAUACUCAACGUGGAAUGUGGUGGAGUGUAGAAUGACAGAAAGACGGAAAUGGUGAGGGCUGCAUAGUAACGUAAACCUUACAAAUCAAAAAAAGUUUCGUUUUAUUUUUUCCCUAGGAAAAAAAAAAUGAAAGAAAAACGCUUAAGAUGUUAUUCCCUCUUAAUCAGUAACACUUAAAUGAAUGAAAAAAAAUUCAUGAAUGCGAGAAAUGUAGCGUAAAUCUAGUAUACCAAGGAAACCUCUGCUUUUCAGUAAUAACAAACUGUGACCAAAACAACAAAAAUACAUUAUUCCUUUCAGCUACUGGCCCCGUGGCCUUACUUGAAGGUGCUUACAUUGUUCACCUGCAUUGAUCUUAGAAAACGCUGUCAUGUAAACAAACCCCUGGCCUGAAGUUCUGAUCACCGUUGUCAAAAGCUUUCUGGGAAGUUGUAGGAGGAAAAUUUUAUAGUACCGUUAGAUCAAACUUUUUCUAUUGACAGUUCAAGAAAACUGACGGUUUAUUGGUACAUGAUGUGAAACUUAGUUUAAAUUCCCAACGAUUUGAUGACGCGAUUCAAAUCCUGAAGUACGUGAUAUCAUAAAUACGGCUCCCCUGUAUUCUUACUGACUAUCAUUUAUUUGUUUCCCGAGUGUGUAAAGUGGGACGUUUUACAACAACGUGAGAUAGUAUUGAAACGCUUAAAUUUGAAAGGGAUGGCCCAAAACGAUAAUACGACGCAUGUCCGAGUCUGACUUACGGCAGGCCAAUUUCAGUUACAGUGUAAAUUAAAAGUAUUCCCGUACUUAUUUCAAACGACGAACUUACGAAUACCCUCCAAUCUCUGUGCUAAAAUUCUUGAGUAUCGUUUAGCAUGGUGUUCUACAAGAGAGUACAGUAAUAACUUAUCCUUUGGGAGUCUUAUUUAAGUAGAAUUGAUCAACUUUAAUUCAAUUAACUUGCAACCUGAUAUGACUUGAAAUCGGGACAUCUUAAAAACUUGCUAAAUUGUCUUUUUCAGAAAAGCCGAGGAUAAGGGUACCGUUGGCGGAGGUGCGAACUGUACCAGAGCAUUAUAUCUGGUUUCUGCUGGAAGGUACCCCACCGAUUAACUUGACUCUAAUAAAUACAUCAACAGCUUUGAAGGGCGGUUUGGUCAUAAAAGGAUUCAAACUAAAUCGGACGGGUACCUACCAGUACACUCUACUAGCAGAAAAUGAAGAAGGAACUGAUUCAAUGACGGUUGAAGUAACCGUUCUGGGUAAGGAUCCAAUACUGUUUAAUUUCAUUUCAAUGUAG